Molecule: messenger RNA, 1944 nt
Organism: Pseudocercospora fijiensis CIRAD86
Lineage: Eukaryota; Fungi; Ascomycota; Dothideomycetes; Mycosphaerellales; Mycosphaerellaceae
Exons: 2
Coding region: 86-1783 (565 amino acids)
Biological process (GO): GTP biosynthetic process
Cellular component (GO): cytoplasm
Molecular function (GO): IMP dehydrogenase activity
Source: RefSeq, a predicted model, not a curated record
UCCAUUUCCUUGAUCGCGCGACAGCUUGGCGACUCCAAUUCUAACAGUGAGCCAGGCACAUCAAUCUACGACCCGCACAUCCAAAAUGGCCGCCGCAAACAGAUCUUUCGAUAUUGACGGUGUCCAUCUGAAGAAGCACCUGUCGAAGGGCGUGGAGUUGAAUGGACAUGCUGCUGAGGAGAACAGGUAUGCAGACGCCUCCAGUGCGCUCGAGGCCUUGGCGCUAUACAAGCAGAAGGACGGCAUCUCGGUCGAGCAGCUGUUGGACGAGACGAAGCAGGGUGGCCUUACAUACAAUGACUUCCUCAUCCUUCCAGGAUAUAUUGGCUUCCCUGCGAGCCAGGUCGACCUCACGAGCAAGCUCACGCGUAAAAUCACGCUGAAGACGCCUUUCACAUCUUCUCCCAUGGACACCGUGACCGAAGACAACAUGGCAAUCCACAUGGCUCUUCUUGGCGGCGUAGGCGUCAUCCACCACAACUGCAGUAUCGAAGACCAGGCAGCAAUGGUCAGGAAGGUCAAGCGAUAUGAAAACGGCUUUAUUACCGACCCAGUUGUCAUUUCGCCUUCCACCACUGUAGGCGAGGCCGUGGCAUUGAAGGAAAAGUGGGGAUUUGGUGGCUUCCCAGUCACUGAGAACGGGAAACUUCGCAGCAAGCUCCUCGGAAUCGUCACCCCACGAGACACUCAAUUCCACUCCGACUACGAUGCGCCAGUCACCGAAAUCAUGUCCACAGACCUUGUCACUGCCUCGGAAGGCGUUAGCCUUUCUGAAGCCAACAACAUUCUCAGCAAGAGCAAGAAAGGGAAGCUGCCAAUCGUCGAUGGCUCCAACAACCUCAUUUCACUUCUGAGCCGAAGCGAUUUGAUGAAGAACCUCAACUAUCCGCUCGCCACAAAGGUGCCAGGUACCAAGCAACUGCUUUCUGCUGCGGCAGUUGGAACCCGCCCAGUCGACAAGGAGCGCAUUGCCGCUCUCGUGGAAGCCGGCCUUGACGUCGUCAUCCUCGACUCCAGCCAGGGUAACUCCAUGUAUCAGAUCGAGAUGAUUCGGUGGAUUAAGAAGAACUUCCCGGACUUGCAGGUCAUCGGUGGAAAUGUGGUCACUCGCGACCAGGCCGCUUCGCUGAUUGCAGCUGGCGUUGAUGGUUUGAGAAUCGGCAUGGGAGCAGGGAGCGCAUGUAUCACACAGGAAGUCAUGGCUGUUGGACGACCCCAGGCAACUGCUGUAUACCGCGUCACCGAGUUCGCCGCUCGCUUCGGCGUGCCAUGCAUUGCCGACGGCGGCAUCCAGAAUGUUGGACACAUCGUCAAGGCCAUCGCUCUCGGAGCGAGCACGAUCAUGAUGGGUGGUCUUUUGGCAGCCACAACCGAGUCACCCGGUGCAUACGUUGUCGGACCAGACGGUCAGCUGCGCAAGACCUACCGAGGCAUGGGCUCCAUCGAUGCAAUGGAAGAUAAGAAGGCCGGUGGUGUCGGAGACAAGGCCAAUAACACUGCCAAGAACGCUGGAACUGCACGCUACUUCUCGGAAGGAGACAAGGUCCUCGUGGCCCAGGGUGUCUCCGGGGCAGUGCUUGAUCGCGGCUCCGUCACCAAGUUCGUACCAUACCUCAUGGCAGGUGUUCAGCACUCUCUGCAAGAUGCUGGAGUUCUGAGCGUCCAAGCUCUGCGGGAGGGUGUCCGAGCCGGCGAUGUGAGAUUCGAGUUCCGCACAGCUUCUGCACAGGCUGAAGGCAAUGUGCAUGGCAUGGUCGGUGUUGAGAAGAAGCUGUACUCAUAAUUGCUUCUUCGUAGGCACAAAGGCUGUGAUGCGGCAAGGCAAGUCGUGCUGUUUUUGAGGGGUCCAGAAAACGGAGUUGGCUGCUUGCAUUGGGACGAUAUCAAAUGAUUUAUGUACGAUGAAAAGAAUAUCAUAUUGGAGCCACGCUCCUCCCUCUUUCG